GUGUGCGCAGGUUCUAGAUGCGUGACGGACGAGUAUCACUGUCACCCGGGUGAGAUCUCGGUAUCAGCAGGAGCAGAGCAAGUUGCAGAGCAGUUACAGAGCGGUUGCCUAUGAAAAUGGAGAACUCCGGGUCUCUCGAGGGCCACUGGAAUGAAGGAGCCCAGUUCGACGACGAGGAUGACGUUACCAGCAGCAAGGAUAGGAGUCGAGUCUCCUCGAUUCCAGCCGAGGUUAUGAUACAAGGAGACUUUCUGUCGAUUCCCCAGCCUAAAGGCUGGGGCUGCAGACACACUCUGGUGGUCCUGGGCUUCACAGGUCUGUGCGUCACGUACCUAAACCGAAUCAACUUGAGCAUCGCAAUCGUGGCGAUGGUCGCCGUCAAUUCCUCCUCUCCUGCAGGAAACGACUCCGAGAUCUGUCCCUUCCCUCCGGACUGGAACGCCACGUCUGGAGACGCUACGAUCAAAGGCGAAUUCGACUGGGAUCCGGCGAUCCAGGGCAUCCUUCUGGGCUGUUUCUUCUACGGCUACGCCGUCUCCAACUUCUUUGGCGGUCUGGCCGUCGAACGCUACGGCUCGCGCAUCGUGCUGGCAUUCAGCGUCUUCGUAUCUUCCCUCGCCAGCAUCGUAUCUCCCAUCUGCGCCAGGACUUCCAUCGGGCUCUUUAUCGGGGCAAGAGUCCUUUCAGGUCUGGCUCAGGGCCCUGUGUUUCCAUGCAUACACAACUUGCUAGCGACCUGGAACCCGCCGCAGGACAGAGCUCGCUUUGGGUCAGUGCUCUUCCCAGGAGUCAACAUAGGCACGAUCCUGACUCUAUCUCUCGGAGGCUUGAUGAACGAAUCGGACUUCCUCGGGGGCUGGCCGUCCAUCUUCUACGUCUUCGGCGUCCUCGGGAUCCUGUGGUGCAUUCCAUGGCUCAUCUUCAUGCGGGACUCGCCCCAGAAGCAUCCUAAGAUCUCUCGAGAGGAACUCAACUACAUCGAGGCGCAGGGGUCUACUGUCAGGACUACCGUGAGAAUGAAAAUCCCAUGGCGCGACGUCCUCACCUCCGUCCCUUAUUGGACUCUGAUAAUUAUCGCCUGGGGAGACAGCUUCGGAUUCUACACUUUCCUGACAGAGGUCCCCACUUACCUGAAAAAUAUACAACACUUCGGGUCGGCAGACACGGGACUCACCUCCGCUCUACCGCACCUGGCUGCGGCUCUCGUGUCGUUCGGCUGGGGUGCGACGGCGGACCUGCUAAUUGCUAGGACGAGUAUGUCUGUCACGGCUGUGAGGAAACUGUCUACUGGACUUGGGAUGUACGUGGCGUCCCUCAGUCUGGUAGCGAUGUGUUUCGUCGACUGCAAUUCGACGCUGGCCGUAGUCGUCUUGUGUGUGUCGGUGGGCGUCAACGCCUGCGGCAGCGUCGGGGGCGCUAUAGCCGAGCAGGACAUCGCGCCUAACUUGACGGCGGCGCUGAAGGGCAUCUCGAACACCGUAGGGGCCGUGUCGGGGAUAGUGGCGCCUCUCAUCACGGGACUCGUCACUUCGGAUAACCAAACGAUAGAUGCGUGGCGUACAGUGUUCCUGACAGCCGCGGUGACUUACUUCGUCAGCUGCACGGCUUACUUGCUCUUCGGAACCAACAAAGUCCAACCCUGGAACUUACCAAAAGAUGAGAGAGUAAAAGGAAAAAACAAACCCUAAACGCCAAUGCUCUAGGAAGUGUCAACUUCACCGAACCUCUGGCGCGAAGAUGAAGAAGGUUCAAGGCCUCAGUCCCUGGUUUUCGAGGAUUCCGAAUCGUUUUCAGUGGGUUCGAACGAUUUGGAACCUUUCUUGAGUUUCUUCAUAGGGAUUUGGAAUAACUUCAGAUCCCUCUUCACAAUAUGUUCAGACGAUUUUGAACCUCCCUUCAUGGGGACGUGGAAUAACUUCAGAUCUCCCUUUGCAAUAUAUUCAGACGAUCUCGAACCUUUCUUCACAGGGACUUGGAACGCCUUCAGAUCCCUCUUCCCAAUAUGUUCAAACGAUUUUGAACCUCUCCUCAGGGAUGUUGGAACACCUUCAGAUCUCUCUUUCCAAUACGUUCAGGCGAUUUUAAGACUCCUCUUUUUCCACUCGUGUUGAGUGCAUUUUAUUCUGAACGAUCGUACAAAAUGACACUUGUACGUCAAGUUGUUUUUGUUGACUUUGAGAUGAAAUUUUGCUUUAAGCAUUAACAGAAAAAAAUCACCAGCGUUUGAAAAUCUGCUAAAAGAAUUCCGUAAAAUUAUGGCAUUGAUAAGUGGGCCAUGCCAAAGCUUGUAAAUAUAAAGUUUAAUAUAAAUUAAUUGUUAUAGAUCGUAAUAAAAAUAUGACAACGA
Molecule: messenger RNA, 2347 nt
Organism: Macrobrachium nipponense
Lineage: Eukaryota; Metazoa; Arthropoda; Malacostraca; Decapoda; Palaemonidae
Product: putative inorganic phosphate cotransporter
Exons: 11
Coding region: 111-1688 (525 amino acids)
Biological process (GO): transmembrane transport; monoatomic anion transport
Cellular component (GO): membrane
Molecular function (GO): transmembrane transporter activity
Source: RefSeq, a predicted model, not a curated record